This is a messenger RNA of Xiphophorus couchianus (Monterrey platyfish), 1850 nucleotides long. It is a transcript of the gene ifngr1l, whose product is annotated as interferon gamma receptor 1-like. Bases 169 to 1347 code for a protein of 392 amino acids. Gene Ontology annotation, cellular component: plasma membrane. NCBI's taxonomy places the organism in Eukaryota, Metazoa, Chordata, Actinopteri, Cyprinodontiformes, Poeciliidae. The record is from RefSeq and is a predicted model, not a curated record. The transcript has 7 exons. Gene Ontology annotation, molecular function: cytokine receptor activity; protein binding. Gene Ontology annotation, biological process: cytokine-mediated signaling pathway.
GCUCCUCCCAAAGUGGAACAGAGUAAAACUGUAAUCAUUGCAGGUGGGUUCAGUCCAGUGAGACCAGAUUGGUUGUGUCUUUCCUGUAAUUCUCAGAUGUCCGGGGCUACGUCUCCUUCUGGCGUGUCGUGAAAGGCUGAGGACCAGCCGGGCUCGGGCAGAAACAGGAUGGCUUUCCCCAAAUCCCUGCGGCUUUUGUUCAUUUUCCCCUUUGUCUCGGCAGCGCUGGUGGCACCUCCGACCAACGUGACCCUAACCUGCCGAAACCUGCGGAACAUUUUGCACUGGGAUUAUGAGAACGAUGUUCCUGGGCUUAGAUUCCACGUUUUGAUCAACUCUGAUUCAGAAAUGCCAGGUUGUUCUCCAGAAAUGAAGCUUAACGAAUCUUCUCGACAAGCGGAUCUUUCGUUUCUGUCAAAUCCGGUCAACGUAUACUUUAUCAGGGUAAAGGCCGUGCUGGGGGAAGAUGAGUCCACAUUCGCUCCAAAGAAUGGAAUCGAAUUCACUUAUUUCUCCAGUGCUCUGGACGGUGAGAAAUGUCUUUUGGAUAUCCCGCCCGUUGGCAUCACUACCCUGCAACAUCACCACAUGCAGGUACAUUUCGAGCAUCCCUGGUUGGUGUACAAGGACGGGCUGUCUGGAUGUAAGAAACGGAAGAAAAGUCACCAGGAAAAGAACAAACUACCAAACUUUAAGUACACCGUCAAGGUGGUUGGCCAGGAUAAGUCCCACACCGUUGACUGUGAGGACGCUGUGUGUGAGACCAGACUGCAAGUGGACAUGAAGCAGGACAAACACUGUCUGAAAAUCAAUGGAGAGCUCGAGAUGAUGACUGUGGUGUCCACAAAGGAAUUCUGCACCCAGAAAGCCCCACCGCCUCUCAAUCACACCGGCCUCAUUGUUGGCAUCACCAUUGCCGUCAUAGCAGCAGUGGCUUUUGUUGCCACCAUGGUUUUCUGGAAAAAGACGAGACCCAGCCCGCAUAAAUUCAAACCUUUUAUAAUCCAUAAAUCAAAGACGCUAGCGUUUAAACCCUUGUCUGAUCAUACCAGUCCUGUGAGAGUGGACCCUUUGCCGAAAAGUCCAGAAGAGCCGCCUGGGGAAACCAUCAGUCGAAAGAGUGAAGAGGACUAUGACCUACGCAUCAAGUUGUCACCCAACAACCAGGCUCUUUCUGAAGAGCCGGAGGAAGAGAGCACGUCUGAAGACCCGUACAUGAGCGGGCAAAAACUGGAUAGUGACCCUGAAGAGCCAAACCUCGAAGAGACGACCCGCUCUCCUUAUGAGUCCCGCGCGGUGGUGCUGACGUUGGCUCCCGAGGACCGCGCUGAGGGAUACCGUGCCUGAUUAAUUGGUUUGAUCUAGAAGAAAAGAUUAACGAUACAAUUGGGGAGGGGGAACUGUUACAUUGAGCCCUUUUCCUUCUCUUCACUGACUUAGCUGAGAAUCAUUGUCACACAGUGACACCUGCUGGCUGAACACUAGCAUUACCACAUUUAAUGAGCUACUGAGCGCAGCAGAAAAAAUAUUCCUUUCAAUUGCACUUUUUGUAUAUAUAUAUUUUUUUUACCGCUAGUGUUAGAGUAGCAAGUUAGAUUUCAAAUCACCUUUUAGCUUUAAUUUUAGUGACUUUCGUUGUGCUGACUGCAGGGGAUCUGGAUUAGUUUUUCAGCACUCGCCAUCACCAGAAACCUGUGAGCUGAGAUGUAGAUUUUUUUUUAAGAGGUGCAGUUUGUUUCUUAUAUGUAUAAUAAUUAGCUAAGUGGGAGUGUUUUUUGUGCCUUUAUAAUCAAUGUUUUACUGAGGUGAAAGUAAAGAUGAAUUAAAUUUUGGAGAAUCGUGAAAGUUGA